GUGCUAACUUUUCCCAGAUUUUUAUAUUUAUCCCCCGCGUCUCUUUCCUCUUCCUUCUACUUUCUCUCUCCUCUUCCCUCCCAUCAUUAUCAUCCAUCUCUUCUGCACCCACCUGCCGUUCUCCACUUCUCCAUUUCUUCUCCUCAGAUCCUUCAAUUUAAGAUCAGCUUAAUUUGUGUUUUGGAGGAGAGAGAAAAAGAAGGGAGAGUUUUAAGGUGGUGGGUUUUGGAGUUUUAAGGGGAGGAGGAGCUGUUAGAUCUGUAACAAGAGGGAGGAGGAAAGGAAAACGAUGUCGUUUACAGGAACUCAACAGAAAUGCAAGGUUUGCGAUAAGACUGUGUAUGUGAUGGAUCAACUUUCUGCUGAUGGUGUUUCUUAUCACAAGUCUUGCUUCAAAUGCCAUCACUGCAAAAGCAGGCUUCAGCUGCACAGUUUUUCUUCAAUGGAAGGUGUCUUAUACUGCAAGCCUCACUUUGAGCAGUUGUUCAAGGAAACAGGGAACUUCAACAAGAAUUUUCAAUCCCCUGCGAAACUACUAGCUGAAAAGUCACCUGAUCUGAAGCCUCAGCUGACAAGGUCGCCAAGCAAAGCCGCAAGCAUGUUUUCAGGCACUCAAGAAAAAUGUACAACUUGCUCCAAAACUGUUUAUCCCAUAGAGAAGGUGACAGUGGAAAACAUAUUCUAUCACAAGUCUUGUUUUAAGUGCUCACAUGGUGGCUGCUCCAUUACACCUUCAAACUAUGCUGCCCUUGAUGGAAUUCUCUACUGCAAACAUCAUUUCUCACAGCUUUUCAGAGAGAAAGGAAGCUACAAUCAUAUUAUGAAGUCUGCUUCCGUCAAGCGAGCAGCUGCUCUCAUUCCUGAAGCUGUUGCAGCUGCAGUUCCAGCUCCCGAAACUUGAGUUCCUAAAAAAAAUUUGAAAUGAAUUAUUUGGAUAGCAUUGCCUUAUUCGUGUGUGACAACAAGUUAACAAAAAGACUGAUGCCUCUGCUUUGUUGUGUAUUAUCAAUUACAUUGACUCUGGUGUUUGCUUAAAAUGAGAAUUGUGCUCUUUUGUAA
Messenger RNA from Spinacia oleracea (spinach), 1059 nucleotides. RefSeq names its product LIM domain-containing protein WLIM2b. The coding region runs from base 290 to 901 and encodes 203 amino acids. Lineage: Eukaryota; Viridiplantae; Streptophyta; Magnoliopsida; Caryophyllales; Amaranthaceae. The transcript has 6 exons. The record is from RefSeq and is a predicted model, not a curated record.